Messenger RNA from Bursaphelenchus xylophilus (pine wood nematode), 4984 nucleotides. The record is from the annotation of a GenBank genome assembly. Lineage: Eukaryota; Metazoa; Nematoda; Chromadorea; Rhabditida; Aphelenchoididae.
AUGCCGGCGCUCCAGACGCUGAGUAUGAAUGUGACCGCAGGCCAUUCCAUCGUCAAAACUGAAGAGCCAAGUGAGUUUUUUUUUGGAUUUUUGGGAGGCUUGGGCGAUCUUUGAUAUAAAAAAAGUGUUUUAUUUUUUGGGAAAAAGGAAAUUUUUGUUUUUGUUUUGAUGUUUUGUUUGUGUUAGCGGAAUUUUUAGAGAUUUUUACAACUCAAAAAUAAAAAAAAAAAUGACCAAAAAAAAUUUUUUUUGCUAUUCAUUAUCAGUCUGUCGGUAAAAUAAUGUGGAUUAGUCGCUAAAAAAUGACCCCCUCUUUGCAGUGGCACACCACAUCUCCAGCCGCGGCUAGCUAUCGAAAAACGAUGAUGAGCGACGAAUCCACAUUAUUUUCCCGACAGAUUGAUAUAAUUUUUUCUUUUUUUAAAAACCCAAAAAGAUAAGAAAUAAUGUUUGUUUUUUAUUUUUCAGCACUCUCUUGUCAAAACUGCGGCCUAAAAUUCACUCAAAACGAGACCCUAAAACGGCAUCAACUAUUCUACUGCAAAACCGAAGAGAAUGGAAGUGGUGAGUUUUUUUUUUGAAAAUUAUUUUUCAUCAUUAUGAAUCUGUCAAGAAAGUAAUGAGCAUUCUUUCGCUGAGCCAAUCGAGUUGCUGAAUUGAAGGCGGAGCGUUCUCUGUGUCUUUCGCUCUGGCCGCUCUCCGCAUCUCGCGUGCUAUCUCGUCAAAAAGACCGUUAAAUAUCCCGAGUUUUUAUGCAAAGCGAAAGCUAAAAUCUUCAGCUAUACUUUUACAGCCGAUUGUUAUUGUGUUUACGCAAUUUUUUGUAUGGAGACAUUUUAUACGAUCAAACAUGUUUCAUCGUAUAAAAUGUCCCUUACACUCACAAUUCUAGACAUGAAAAGUUGGCCAUCCGGUUGAUGCGGAAAGCCAAAUACCACUACAAAAAUUUUUGUUUGGAGACAUUUUAUACGAUCAAACAUGUUUCAUCGUAUAAAAUGUCCCUUACACUCAAGAUUUUAGAAAUAAAAAGCUGGCCAUCCGAUUGAUGCGAAAAGCCAAAUAACACUAUAAAAAUUUUUGUUUGGAGACAUUUUAUACGAUCAAACAUGUUUCAUCGUUUAAAAUGUCCCUUACACUCACAGUUUUAGACAUGAAAAGUUGGCCAUCCGAUUGAUGCGGAAAGCCAAAUCCCACUAUAAAAUUUUUGUUUGGAGACAUUUUAUACGAUCAAACAUGUUUCAUCGUAUGAAAUGUCCUAGUGGCGAAAAAAAUAAAAAAAAUCAAUAAAGCCGCGCCACAAUUCAUUUCCUCUGCGGUGAUGCGAUUUUCAAUGCGACAAAGUGCUCAUUACUUUCCUGACUGACUGAUAUUCGGUUUGCAGCGAAUUCAGGAAGUGAUUAGCGGGGUGUGCAACCAAUUCUGACGCAAUCACAAAGAAACUUUUUGUUUUUUUUUAAUCAGUCAAUACACAAAUGAAUAGAUAAAAAAAGUUGUGCUUUACUUUUCCGAUUGUAAUAGCUAUUCAUUUGCUUUUCUGAUAACAAAAACUUUGCAGAUUCAGUCCCAACAAGCACCACAACCCCGAAAGAGGAGCCUCGCGCCCCGAACAAAACCCCCACCACCACAAUCUCCUCUUCAACCAGCCUCCAAAACCUCCUCAACGCCACCGCCAAUCUUCCGAACUUUGCCGACGCCAUUGCCGCCAUUGUUCAGCAACAAGCGCAACAGCAACAACUCUUGCUUCAGCAGCAAUUACAACAGCAACAACAGAAGGCAAUCUCGAAUAUUUUGGGCGUGGGUGCGCAAAACACGUUGAUUUUGCCGGUGGCCUAUCACAGCCAAAGCGAUCCCAGUGUUAUUCAGGUGAGAGAUUUGGUAGAGGGGAGGGGGUGCAGUCGUAUAAUCCGUCACUGGGACGGAUUAUACGAUGAAACAUGUUUGAUCGUAUCAAUAUUCAUAAUUUCUCCCCAUAAACUUUUUGGUUAUAUUAGUUAUUCUUCAUUUAUCAGAAAGCUGGUUCUAAAAUUGUGAAUGUAGGGGACAUAUUAUACGACGAAACAUGUUUGAUCGUAUAAGCUGUCUCCGCAUAAACUUUUUUGGUUAUAUCCGAAGCUGGCUUUCUGAUAGAUUCAGAAAGCCGGCUUUCUAUGUCAGAGGUUAUAUUGUAUGGGACAUAUUAUACGAAGAAACAUGUUUGAUCGUAUAAAAUGUCUCCGCAUAAACUUUUUGGUUAUAUUAGUUAUUCUCCGUCUAUCAGAAAGCUGGCUCUAAAAUUGUGAAUGUGGGGGACAUAUUAUACGACGAAACAUGUUUGAUCGUAUAAGCUGUCUCCCCUUCAAAUUUUGUAACCUCCUUCCAAAUGAUGUACAAAUCGAACCCUGAAACGCUGGUUUAUGUCUUGCAACGGCAGCUGAGUUACGCGAAAAAUCCACAUUAUUUUCCCGACCUGCUGAUUUUGACAUCUCGGAGUGUCAAAAUUAUUUUUUCUGAAAAACUACAAUUUUACAUCGUAUUCUGCCCUCCACGAAACUUCAAAUUUCAGGUGGUGGGCCCCGCGCAGACGAUAAUCCCAGUGGCGAUUAGUCGUCAAGUCCCGGUCACCUCCCGUUCCCUCCUUCUGGACUCCGCCUUCGCCUCUCAACUUCAGCUCCCAAUUCACGGGAAGUUCCCGUUGAACCCGCAGGCCGGCGAGUUCGGUUUGCCCUUGGCGUUUGUUCAUCAACUGAACAGCCAGAAUGGACCAAGCACCAGCAACGGGAAUGUGACGGCAACGGCGACAAUCUUGAGCGGCACUGAGCUGAACCCGACGCUGCUGGGGAGGAAACGGUAGGUCAAAACGGUUCGAGUUUGGGCAUUGUAGAUCAUCAUCAAUUGCGAGUUUGAACGUUCUUAAACAACUAUGAAAAAGUCAAUCAGUCUGUCUGGAAAAUAAUGAGCACUCUGUCGCAUCGAAAAUUGCAUUGCCGCCAAGAAAAUGAAUUGUGUCGCGACAAAAUCAAAUUGCUUUUCACUCCAGUGACAUGACCGGCGCAACAACAUUCCGCUGAAUAUUUUCCCGACAGACUGACGAUGUUUCUACAAGAUUUUCUUGUUCGAAGACAUUUUAUACGAUCAAACAUGUUUCAUCGUAUAAAACGUCCUGUGGCCGAGAAAAAACCUAUUGCACCGUACAAAAAAAGCAAGAAUUUGCACAGUGCAAGGUGGGUCCGUGCGACGGACUAGCAUUACGCUUUUCCAAAAGUGGGUAGACCUUUUUGUCGCCAAGCUUUUUGCACUGUGAAACUGAGAAGUCGAAAAAAAGUCUAUGCACUUUCUAAAACUGCCGUAUCAGAUAAAACAAUGGAUGAAAAUUUACAAAAAUUAUAUUUUUUGAAUCUGCAAAAGAUCCGGUUUUUACUCACAUAACUUUUUCGCGAAUUCCCUUGGGGUUUUGUUUUGAAAUCAAGAUUCUUUCAAUUUCCUUUUGAACUUUCUACUUUAUUUCAAAAAAGUGGUAAUAAAAGGGGUAAUAAAAAUUAAAUUCGAAAGAUUUGACCAAAAAAUUCCUUUGUUUUAGAAUGCGCACCUCCUCCUCUUCCUCCUCAUCCAAGCGAUUUUGCGAUUCGGCCGAAUCCUCAAGUCGACCCUUGGAUUUGUCGCAAAAGAACGGUCCAAAAGAGGAAGACAAAGCCAACGCCGAGGCCAAGAAACCGUUCGCCUGCGAUUGUGGUGUUGCAUUCAUGUCGAAGGAGACGCUAACAAGUCAUCGGAAAUACUACUGUAAAAACCGAGUUACCAUCGAGGAGAUUGAGGAGAUGGAACCGGCGAGGAAGGUAGGAAAAAAUGUUAGGUUGGUGAGAAAGAUGUGUGAAACAUGGCCAAAAUUUACUAGCUCUAAAUGUGGCCAAAUUGAAAAAAAUGUGGCCAUUUUGGCCAAAUUGGCAUUGUUGUUUUGACUUGGCCAAGUUUGGUUAGAUUUCAGAUUUAUUGCAAGAGAUGGCCACAUUUUUCAUAUUUUGGCCACUUUUCUUGCCCUUUGGCCAUAUCUCUUCCCAGAUGGCCAACUUUUUUGCAAUUUGGAAACACUUUUCGCUGAUUGGCUACAUUUUUUCGAUUUGGCCAAAUUUUAAAAAAUUUCCCAUUUAUUACAAGAUUUGGCCACAUUGUUUGCGAUUUUGCCAUAUUUCUCAACAAUUCGCCAACUUUUUUGCGAUUUAACCAAAUUUGGCGGCAUUGUCGACAUAUUACGAGAUUUCGCCAUACUUUUUUCUGAUUUUCCUACACCUAGCGGGGUCAUAAACAGAAAAAUGCAUGAGUCUGUCGGGAAAAUAAUGAGCACAAUGUAGCUGCGCCCAUCGGUCGCUGAAUUGAAAAGCAAGUUGAAUUUUCCGCGAUACGUUUCUUUAUCGAUGCGACAGAGUCCUCAUUAUUUUACCGACGGACUGAUAGUGACAAACCUCUGUAUAACCAACAAAUUUCGGAGGCCCCAACGGCCAAUUUUAGACCAAGCCUUUGUACAACAAAACCUCUUUAUAACGAAUAUUUUUUUUCGUUCCUCACGGUUCGUUGUACAGAGAUUUAACUCCACUUUUUUUGGCUCCAAACUCUCAAGUAUACCACCCCUAACUCCCAUUUUCACCCCUCCUCUUUUCAGGUGCCCUCUCGUUGUUCCCAAUGUGAUUACGUUCCGGCCACGCACGCCCAACUCGCUCAACAUAUUCGCCAUAAACACUCGCUGGUCCAAGCGUUCGUCUGUCUGCUUUGCGGCUACAAAGGCUAUUCCGCGCGCGGCAUCAAGAACCAUCUGCGCACGUCGCACGGCGACGAAAUGUCGAAGCGUCGCGCCGACAAUGAGAGCCAAAUGUUGUCGGACAAGAGCCUGCUGCAGGACUAUGUCUUCUGCGUUACGGCGGACACGAAGCAACUGCAGUGUGAGAAGUGUCGGCUGACUUUCCCCACCGACGACCUGAUGAAGCGGCAUCAAUGCAGAGCGGCUGAAAAUUAG